This is a messenger RNA of Fomitopsis serialis, 1866 nucleotides long. RefSeq names its product family S53 protease. The coding region runs from base 1 to 1866 and encodes 621 amino acids. Gene Ontology annotation, molecular function: serine-type endopeptidase activity; tripeptidyl-peptidase activity. NCBI's taxonomy places the organism in Eukaryota, Fungi, Basidiomycota, Agaricomycetes, Polyporales, Fomitopsidaceae. The transcript is spliced from 8 exons. The record is from RefSeq and is a predicted model, not a curated record. Gene Ontology annotation, biological process: proteolysis.
AUGGUUGCCGCUGGUCUUAUCCUCGCUUCUCUCGCCGCUCUGGCUUUAGGCAAGCCUAUCAAGGGCGGCAUGCGUGUCCUCGGCCGUAGGGAUAGCCCCCCAGCGGGCUAUUCAUGGACGAGCGCGGCUGCGGGCGAGACGAUGCUGUCUCUGAAGUUCGCGCUUGCUCAGAGCGAUCCGCAAGGUCUCGAGGCCGCUCUCUACGACGUCAGCGAUCCAGCGAGCGCGAAUUACGGCAAUCACCUUACGAAAGAGGAGGCCGCAGCGUUUGUCGCUCCUACCAACGAGACGUCCGCAGCCAUCAACAACUGGCUCGCCAAGAACAACCUGACCGCGAACACCAUCACCCCCGCGGGUGACUGGAUGAGUGUCAACGUCUCCGUCGCGCAGGCGAACUCUCUCUUCGAUGCCAACUUCUCCGUCUUCACGCACGAGACUACGGGGCAACAGGCCAUUCGGACCAUGUCAUACUCCGUCCCCGCCUCACUGGUGGAUCAUCUCAAGGUCGUCUACCCGACCGUCACGUUCCCGAGCAACAAGGCUCUUAUGCCUGUCGUCAGCAAAUCGAAGCCUUUGGACAAGCGUCACAAGGCGAAGGCGAAGGGCAAGGGCAAGGGCGCCGGUGCUGGUGCUGGUGCAGGUGCAGGUGCAGGUGCAGGUGCGGGCGCAGGUGCUGGUGCGGGCGCAGGUAAAGGUGCAGGCGCAGGCGCAGGUAAAGGCGCAGGUGCAGGUGCAGGUGCAUCUAACGUUACUGGUGCCGGCGGUGCCGCGGUUGCGGCGUCCUGCGACACGGUCAUCACGCCGACUUGCCUGCAAGACCUCUAUGGCAUCCCAACCACGCCGGCUACAAACCAAAGUAACGCGCUCGGCGUGAGCGGGUUCAUCGAGCAGUUCGCGAACCAGAAGGAUCUCCAGACAUUCCUCACGAACCUCCGCACUGACGUGUCGAGCGACACGACCUUCACCCUGCAGACCCUCGAUGGCGGCCAGAACUCGCAAGUCGCUGCCAAUGCUGGCACGGAAGCUAACUUGGAUAUCCAGUACACCGUCGGCGUUGCGACGGGCGUCCCGGUCACCUUCAUAUCCGUUGGCGAGCAGACCAGCGACGGCGAUCUCGGCGGCUUCCUCGACAUCGCGAACUUCCUGCUCAAUGAGGAUGCGCCUCCCUCCGUGUUCACGACCAGCUACGGCAACGACGAGCAGGACAUCCCCGUUGCCAUGGCGGAGAAUCUUUGCAACGCUUACGCCCAACUCGGCGCUCGCGGUGUCUCCGUCCUCUUCGCGUCCGGUGACGGUGGUGUGUCCGGCUCGCAGUCGCAGCAGUGCACGGACUUCAUACCGACCUUCCCUUCCGGCUGCCCCUACAUGACCUCCGUCGGUGCCACGCAAGGCAUCAGCCCCGAGACCGCCGCGAACUUCUCAGCCGGCGGGUUCUCCAACGUCUUCAGCACGCCCGCGUAUCAGCAGACCGCCGUCGCCACCUACCUCAAGACGCUCGGGCAGACGAACGCGGGCCUGUUCAACACGUCCGGGCGCGCGUACCCCGACGUGUCCACGCAGGGCGUGCAGUUCGAGAUCGUCGUCGACGGCCAGGCGGGCGGCGUCGACGGCACGAGCGCCGCGAGCCCCGUCUUCGCCAGCGUCGUCUCGCUCCUCAACGACCAGCUCACCACCGCGGGCAAGAGCCCGCUCGGGUUCCUCAACAUCUGGCUCUACAGCAACGCGACCAGCGCGCUGAACGACGUCACGACCGGCUCGAACCCGGGCUGCGACACGGACGGUUUCCCCGCGGCGGCUGGUUGGGACCCAGUCACCGGUCUCGGGACACCGAACUUCGACGCGCUCAAAACGGCUGCCGGCCUUUGA